AGAACACAAAGAGCUUCUACACUCCACAGAUAUAGAGAGAGAAACAAAAGUGUUUGUGCUGUGUGAGACAGAAGAGAGAGAAAGUAUUUCUGUGUGUGCUGUCAUUUUGUUCCAAAAGUAUCAUUCAAUUACAACUAGAUUCAGAUUGUUUCCAACUCAAAAGAAAAAAAAACACACAAUCAAAAACAUGGUAUAGACAAACAAAGUUUGAUUCCUUUUCGCUUAUACUUUUUCAGAUAUACAGAUUUUACUUUUUUCCAACCUAUUAAUCCAUGGCUGUUACUCUGAAACCUUCUUGAGGCAUGUCAUCAGUCAUGCAUAUAGGGUGAGAUUUUGAUGGUAAUUUGAUCUUCAAAUAAAGAACUUAGCAUUGAGAGUUCUGAAGAUUGUGGAAGCUUCAUCAUGCAUUGAUCAUGGUGACAUAAACUGAUGCGUUAAUAAAGCUUCUCUCCAACUCAUUGCUAUGGAUAAAAAUUUCAAAAAUUUGGAGUUGUUAUCAAAAGGAUUUGGAAAUUGAAUUUACAGUAAUAAAGUGCAUUAUUUUUACAUGAUGUUUAGUGUUUUCUCAGUACUGUGGCAUUGCAGUAAUUUCCCGCAUUCAACAUUACAAGUGAUGGUUUGAUUACACAAUCAAGAAUGCAGAAACAUCAAUACAAUUCCAUGGAACCUCGGAAGGAGGAAUUCCAUUCUGCACCGCAACCGGUCCUGCAGGACCAUCUGGACGGCAUGCAUGCCAAUACAAGGCCUCCUCCUUCCUUUAACGUGUCGGAAAAUAAACCUGUACAUAAUUUCUCCAUACAGACUGGUGAGGAAUUCGCUCUCGAGUUCAUGAGGGACAGGGUGAAUGUGAAUCUCAAGAAGCCUUCAUUUCCAAAUGUUGUCGGUGAUCCUAAUUACUCGACAGGGUAUAUGGAAUUCAAAGGCAUUUUAGGCCAUAAAGGAUCUGAGAGUGGUUCCGAUAUUGAAAAAGGUCCGAAAGAGUUUGACAGAAGGAAUUCUGCUCUACAUCAGGAAAGAAGUAAUUAUGGCUCGGCUCGAUCAAUUCCUAGAACUUCGUCAAAUCAAGAUAGCAACCGGGUCCUUCACGGUAUUUCUUCUUCUGGAUCUUCUAACAGCUUAUCAACGAGGAUGAAGAUUCUAUGCAGCUUUGGUGGUAGAAUAUUACCGCGGCCAAGUGAUGGAAAGCUUAGAUAUGUUGGAGGUGAAACACGGAUUAUUAGCAUAAGAAAGGACAUAACUUGGCCGGAGCUUAUGCAUAAAAUAUCAUCAAUCUAUAAUGAUACUCGAGUAAUAAAAUAUCAGCUCCCCGGAGAAGAUCUCGAUGCCCUAGUUUCAGUAACGUCUGAUGAGGAUCUGCGGAAUAUGAUGGAGGAAUGUCAUGAUCUACAAAGAAGGAGAGGAUCGUUAAAGCUUCGGAUGUUCCUGUUCUCUAUAUAUGAUUUGGAUGAUACUCAGUUUGGUCUAGGUAGCAUGGAUGGCGGUGAUUCUGAAGUCCAGUAUGUAGUGGCUAUUAAUGGCAUGAACGUGGAAUCAAGAAGCAACUCUAUACUUCGUUGUGCCGGAAGUUCUAAUGAUAUACAGGAAUUAGACCGACAAACUAUUGACAAGGAGACUAAAAGAGCUAUGGUUGAAUCGUAUGGUGUCGGCAGUUCUUCCUUGACUGGAAAUGUUAACCCAGUAUUGACAAUUCCGUCUUCGCAACCAAUGCUACCAACAUCCUCAAAUGCUUAUGAAGCAUAUCCAUUCUUUUACGAGGAUCCGAUCGUUCAACAAGGGGGAACUAGUCAAUAUCCAAUACAUAAUGCCCCCUUUCCUUCUAACAGUUCGGCUCGUAAUCUAGUAGACACUCCGGUUUCUUUGCCUACUUUUGGUGUUGCGAGCCAAGGAAUCGCGAGCCAAGGACAAGCAUCCAGUGAGUUGCAAGUUCAAAGUUCUCUUCCUUCGCGUCCAUUUGAGGGAAGUUUGCAAGGUAAUUUAUCGGAGGCGUCUGUUCCAGUUCCAGCUGCUGUAUCAGAAACAUUUCAUCCUGCACUGCCAUUAGACAACAAGAUUUCGGCUGCUGAAUCUGAAGUGCUGAAUCCUACACAGAUUUCAAGAUCUGGUGAAGAUGACUUCUAUCCUGCAUCCACAGAUGCAUUCAGUCGUGCUCUUGUUGAUGCUGAGUCCAAUAUAAUCGAUUUCAGUUGCCUUGAACCACCUCCACUUCCUAAUAGAGUAUAUUAUUCGGAGAGAAUUAUUCCCAGGGAACAUGCAGAUUUGUUGAACAGGUCUGCAAAGUCAGACGAUGCAUAUGGUUCGCACUUGCUCAUGGCAGAUUUACUUUCUGAUUUGAACCGUAUGAAUUCAGUUAACGAAUCCAGUGACAUGUUUCACAAUGAGAAUCUGUCGAAUUUGAACACGGUGUCCAACUCAUCAUCAGCAAAGCCCUUGCAUACAGAUGGCCAUGCCAUCAGCAACAAACAUUUGCCUGAUGCAGCAACUCAGGUGAACCCAAAGUUAUAUCAGCUUGCGGAUUCUGAUUUGAAGCCGGUAUUGUCAGAUAACAAAAUUUCUGAAAAUGAGACAAAUACCUCAAAAGAUAGCCAUAAAAUUCUCCCAGUUGAUGAAACCAAGGGCACUGAAAGUCUUGCUUUUCGCCGGGUUCCUUCUGUUGAACAUAAUGAGAAUCUAGCAUCUAAAAUUCAAGACCAAAAUUUGUCUGAGGCUCCUACAAGGGAACCUCUUGAUGCUAAAUCCAAACCUUCUCAGGGUGACAUUCUGAUUGAUAUCGAAGACAGGUUUCCCCGUGAUUUCCUUUACGAUAUGUUCUCGAAAGCAAUUCAUUCUGAGGAUUCCGCAAACAUUAGUCCAUUGCCAGCCGAUAGAGCAGGUUUGAGCUUGAAAAUGGACAAUCACGAGCCUAAAAGUUGGUCAUAUUUUCAGAAGUUGGCACAUGAAGGGUUUGAUAAUGUUUCUCUAAUUGAUCAGGAUAAUCUCGGGUAUUCAUCAGCUGUAAGCAAAGUAAAAGAAGGAGAUAGUAAGUUCAAUAUUUCCGCUCCUCCACCAGCAGACGUUAUUGUUUUGACAGGACCCAAGGAAUCCCAUUCCAACAUUAAUUUUGGAGAGGAAAAUCAGAAAAUCUUACCUGUAAGUAGUACUAAACCCGAGGCUAUUGUUUUUCAACCAGAAAACAACCAUUCUGAACUUAAGGCCAAUGAAAAUAAGAACAUGAACGCCGCCCCCGUGGAAAACGUUAGGCCACAGGAGUCUGAAUAUCAAGAUGGCAAUAAUGAGACAAGGGAUGUGGUUGUAGCUCCUCAAGAGAUUAGUUUUGAUGAGUUUGACAUUAGUACUUUGCAGAUCAUAAUGAAUGCGGAUCUUGAAGAGCUGAGAGAACUUGGUUCUGGCACUUUUGGGACUGUGUAUCAUGGAAAAUGGAGAGGAUCAGAUGUUGCAAUUAAAAGAAUAAAGAAGAGUUGUUUCUCUGGUCGGUCUUCAGAACAAGAAAGACUGACGAUAGAGUUCUGGCGGGAAGCUGACAUACUUUCUAAGCUUCAUCAUCCAAAUGUGGUGGCUUUUUAUGGCGUAGUUCAAGAUGGACCAGGAGGAACAAUGGCGACUGUUACGGAGUUCAUGGUGGACGGUUCUCUACGACAUGUUUUGCUACGAAAGGAUAGGUACCUUGAUCGUCGCAAGAGGCUAAUAAUUGCCAUGGAUGCAGCAUUUGGAAUGGAGUAUUUACAUGCAAAAAACAUUGUUCAUUUUGACUUGAAAUGUGACAAUUUGCUUGUGAACUUGAAAGAUCCUUUACGGCCAAUUUGCAAGGUUGGCGAUUUCGGCCUGUCAAAAAUCAAGCGGAAUACCUUAGUGACUGGUGGUGUGCGUGGAACACUACCGUGGAUGGCACCAGAGCUGCUGAAUGGGAGCAGCAAUAAGGUUUCAGAAAAGGUUGAUGUAUUCUCCUUUGGGAUUGUAUUAUGGGAGAUUCUUACCGGUGAGGAACCAUAUGCUAAUAUGCACUAUGGUGCAAUCAUAGGAGGUAUUGUGAACAACACACUAAGACCUACCAUCCCAAGUUUUUGUGAUCUAGAAUGGAGAACACUAAUGGAGCAGUGUUGGGCACCUAACCCUGCAGUCAGGCCAUCAUUUACAGAAAUUGCGCGCCGCUUGCGUGUGAUGUCUGCAGCUUCUAGUCAGACCAAAGGACAAGGACACAAAGCAUCUAAAUGAUAAUCAACAGAUUUGAUCUGAUGCAAACCUAUAUAUAUGUAUUAAAUUUAAAUACAUUCAAUUGAGCUAUAAAAUUGUAUAUGUGUUACAACUAUAUGAAGGACAUUAGUAUCUGUUUGUAUUGUAAUUUCUUGGUCUCUCCACCUGUUGUUUCUGUUGCUGGUUGUAUAGAGUAUAUAUGUCAAUAUGUGUGAUACCAUAUAUUAUAGGAUUGUUCAAACAACAUUUGUACUUGUGAUGUUAAUUCCAAAGUGUGUUUUGUACUGUA
Messenger RNA from Lathyrus oleraceus (garden pea), 4477 nucleotides. RefSeq lists its product as uncharacterized. NCBI's taxonomy places the organism in Eukaryota, Viridiplantae, Streptophyta, Magnoliopsida, Fabales, Fabaceae. Gene Ontology annotation, biological process: protein phosphorylation; signal transduction. The transcript is spliced from 9 exons. Gene Ontology annotation, molecular function: ATP binding; protein kinase activity; protein binding. The coding region runs from base 637 to 4209 and encodes 1190 amino acids. The record is from RefSeq and is a predicted model, not a curated record. Gene Ontology annotation, cellular component: cytoplasm.